Messenger RNA from Telopea speciosissima, 1198 nucleotides. RefSeq names its product DUF724 domain-containing protein 10-like. Bases 259 to 1119 code for a protein of 286 amino acids. The record is from RefSeq and is a predicted model, not a curated record. Lineage: Eukaryota; Viridiplantae; Streptophyta; Magnoliopsida; Proteales; Proteaceae. The transcript has 4 exons.
AAUGUAGUAUCCUCUGCUUAUGAAAACCCUAGUUCAGGAGUCUUUGCUUUCGGACCUCAUUAUCAACUGUUCUCUAGUACUCCACAAUUUGGGUCAAUUCCUGCUUCCUCGUCUACUGGUUCGUCAAUUUAUAUUGGCAAACCCACCGUUUAUGCUUAUACAUCUUGCCUCUCUCAAACUUCGCCAUUAUCUUUCUCAUUACCUGUCUCACAAUCUUCUGUCACAGUAACUACGGUACCUGUUUCCUCCUUUGGUUCAAUGCUUCCUAGCACAUCAACAAGAAGUCCAAUUCCUAGUGCCUCUUCAUCCGCAGUAACGAAUGCUAACGACUCCUCACAAUCUCUGGCUUCAUGUGCGAGUUAUGCCCUAGAUGAAGCACCAACCUCUACUGCAUCAGCGGCUUCAGACUUUCAACCAACAUUAAUGCCGGAAGAGCAACAAAUGCAAAUAGUUGAAGAAGGAAAGAGAGAAACAGAACCUGAUCCUAUAUCAAGCCAGACUGCAAUUUCAAUCAAUGAAUCAGCAGUUCCAGAUUUUGGUACCCUAAAUUCAGUUGAAACCUUGGGAAAAGAGGUUAAAGAAAUGCAAAAGUCUGCUGCAGGAGGCAAUUGUAUGGAAUUCAAUUUCUUAACUAACAGUUCAAAAGUUCUGAGGGACAUACCGCAGAGUCCGCACUUCCAUUCACUGCAGGCCUACCCAGGUAGGGUUCGUAAGAAUUUGAUUUCUGGAUGGGAUCAAACAUUUGAAGAGACAUACGACCAAAUCCAGAGCUUAAAAGCCACCGAUUUCUGGAUUAGCAAGGAUGAACUACAGUUGACACUGGACGAGUUGGAGAGUAUGGGUUACAAUAUAGGUCGCUUGAGAAAGCGGUUGGAUGAACUUACAAAUGUAAUGGAGAAGCGUGAGUCUGCCUUAUUUGCAAUGUGGAGUUUAAGGACCAAAAUGGAAAGUCACAAGAGGAAGAAGCAGAAGCUGGAGGGCAAGAUUUAUAAAUUGCAGAUGCAGGCAGAGAAAGAGCAGGCCAAUAUCAAUGGUCUGACGGAUGAAGUUGCAAAGCUAGAAGAAAGCCUACCCGUAGUUGAUUCCCGCUUUGAAAGCCUAGCUGAAUCACCAUUGUAGUUCUGGAACUUUAUUAUGGUGUCACUGUUACAUUUUGUGAUCUGACAAUUGCAAAACUGUUUUUGAUUCCUUCCUUGCA